Molecule: messenger RNA, 1713 nt
Organism: Kwoniella shivajii
Lineage: Eukaryota; Fungi; Basidiomycota; Tremellomycetes; Tremellales; Cryptococcaceae
Exons: 7
Coding region: 1-1713 (570 amino acids)
Source: RefSeq, a predicted model, not a curated record
AUGAUUAGCCCACUUGUUGCACUAUGUGCAAUUAUACCAUUAGCUCAAGCGACUUACUACAAUAAUUCAGCAGAAUAUAGUUCUGGUGCUUUAGGUGCGUCUCCAGUACAAAGUUAUCAAUCCGUGAAUUAUACAGCUGUCGAAUUCAAUAUAAAUGUAUAUCCUACAAGUGAAUCCUCCGAGGGAUAUUUGUUCCUUGCACCUAGAGGAACAGAUGUGACUACACCAGCACCGUUGAUAAUGACCAACGAUGGUGAAUUGGUGUGGGAUGGAACAGAAUUUGGUUUCGAUCAAUCAAUGGCUUUUACAACUGGAACAUAUCAAGGUAAUCCUGUGAUAACCCUUUGGGAUGGUCAGUUCAACGCUGCUGGAUAUGGUAUUGGAUAUGGUAUAAUAUUGGAUCAAAGUUAUAAAGUGAUUGGAAACGUAUCCACAACAAUCAGCGGGUCAGGUAUAGAUUUACACGAGUUCUACCUCACAGAUAACGAUACAGCUCUUGCAACUGUCUACAUCAACGAGGAAUACGAUCUGACCUCAUACAACGUCACCACUACCGAUGGAAGUCAAGGAUGGAUCUUGGGAGGUGCUUUCCAGGAGAUUGAGGUUGCGACAGGAGAAGCACUUUUCACUUGGAAAUCAUUAGAUCACGUAAAUCCAAAUCUAUGUUACGCCUCCCCCGGAUCAACAGGGACAGCCCAAUCUAAUCCAUGGGAUUAUUUCCACAUCAACGCUAUCGAAAAAGAUGAUCAAGGUAACUACUUGAUAUCGUCAAGACAUUGUCAUGCGUUAUAUUAUAUCUCGAAAGAUGAUGGAUCUAUUCUUUGGUCUAUCGGAGGUAUGAAUUCUACUUUCACAAUGGGUGAUCAGACAAGCUUUGAAUGGCAACAUGAUGCUCGAUGGCAAAGUAAUUUCUCUCAAAUCAGUGUGUUCGAUAAUGCAGCUACAUCAUGGGAAAGUGACGAAACCACUGCAAGAGGAUUAUUGUUGAACAUCGAUGAAUCCAGUAAGAACGUCACUUUAGCUCAAGCAUAUAUUCCAUGGAAUGAAACAGUAUCGAGGUCACAAGGAUCAAUGCAACUUCAACCUAAUGGAAAUUGGUUAUUAGGUUGGGGACAAACACCCUUUUUCUCAGAAUAUACAUCUGAUGGAACGUUGAUUUCUUCGACUCAAUUUGGUGUUGGAAAUGUUCAAGGUUAUAGAGUAUUAAGGUCUAAUUGGACCGGAUAUCCAACUACUUCACCUAAAUUCACAAUCAUAAGUAAUUCUUCAACGACUCAAUAUGAUUUAUACGUUUCUUGGAACGGUGCUACAGAAGUCAGUCAAUGGGAAUUCUUAGGUAUGAACCAAACCUCAUCAUCAUCAUCGACAAGUCUAGGUAAUAUAACGAAAAGUACAUUUGAAUCGACUUUCUCUAUCAAUCAAGGCGAUGCUCCUUAUCAAUGGGUCCAAGCUAGAGCUACAAGUUCAAAUGGAAGUGUAUUAGGAUAUUCGGAUUUUCUGGCUAUCAAUGGAAGUGGAUCGACUUCAGCUAGUGAUGAGGAGAAAUCACAAGUAACGAUAGGCACAGCAACCGCGACUUUCACCUCGUCUGCGAGUACCGCAUCGAACACUGCGACUUCAUCUUCAACAAGCACAAGCGGUGAGGAGACUAGAUACGCAGCAGGAACAGGAGCAGUGAUAUGUGGUAUUUUGGCAUCACUGAUGUUAUUGUAA